Molecule: messenger RNA, 1645 nt
Organism: Folsomia candida
Lineage: Eukaryota; Metazoa; Arthropoda; Collembola; Entomobryomorpha; Isotomidae
Product: ATPase ASNA1 homolog
Exons: 8
Coding region: 213-1220 (335 amino acids)
Biological process (GO): post-translational protein targeting to endoplasmic reticulum membrane
Cellular component (GO): GET complex
Molecular function (GO): ATP hydrolysis activity; ATP binding
Source: RefSeq, a predicted model, not a curated record
CGAAAGGAAUUUGUAAACCGAGUCACACAACACAAAUAAGAAAUUUCCAGAUUGAUGAUUGUGAAAGGUUCUCAUUUUUCCACCUCCGCUUUCUCCCAACGCCGUUGCUUUUGCUUGACGUCGUUUAUGGAUUAAUUAUUUGCAGCGUAAUAUUUUGAAGGGGAAUAAAUAAAUCUCAAAUACUCACGUCGUCAAGGUCUGUCAUUUCGUAAAUGGAAGCAAUGGAUUCAAACGAUCUAUUUCUGGAAGCAUCUGUAAAGAAUGUCAUUCAGCAAGAGUCCCUCCGUUGGGUCUUUGUCGGGGGGAAGGGUGGCGUGGGGAAAACGACGUGUAGCUGCAGCUUGGCAGUUCAAAUGGCAAAAGUUCGAAACUCCGUGUUGAUAAUUUCUACCGAUCCUGCCCAUAACAUUUCUGAUGCUUUUGACCAGAAAUUUAGCAAAGUCCCGACCAAGGUUAAAGGAUUUGAUAAUUUGUUUGCAAUGGAAAUCGACCCAAAUGUUGGAUAUAAUGAGUUACCGGACGAAUUUUUCCAAGAAUUAGGUGGACAAAAUGUACGAGUAUCUAAAUCUGUCAUGCAGGAAGUGAUGAACGCAUUUCCUGGAAUUGAUGAAGCCAUGAGUUAUGCAGAAGUUAUGAAGUUGGUCGAGAGCAUGAACUUUUCUGUUGUAAUUUUUGACACCGCCCCAACUGGUCACACUCUGAGGUUGCUUUCAUUCCCAAAACUUGUGGAGAAAGGGCUCGGCAAAAUUAUCCAGCUGAAGAACUCUUUCGGUCCCUUUAUCCAACAGAUCGGCUCAAUGUUACAAAUGGAUUUCAAUGCUGACAGUUUAGCUACGAGAUUAGACGAGAUUUUACCCACGAUUCGGAAAAUUAAUGAGCAAUUCCGUGACCCGGAACAAACCACAUUCGUUUGUAUCUGUAUAGCAGAAUUCUUGUCAGUAUUCGAAACAGAAAGAUUGGUCCAAGAGCUGACCAAGUUGAACAUAGACGUCCGAAACGUAGUUGUGAACCAAUUAUUAUUUCCAGCUCCUGGAGAUAGCUGCAAAAUGUGCGCCGCGAGGUGUAAGGUACAAGCAAAGUACUUGGAUCAGAUUGCCGAUUUAUAUGAAGACUUUCACGUUACAAAGCUGCCUUUACUGGAGAAAGAGGUCCGAGGAGUAGAUGAAAUCCGUAAAUUUUCCGAACUCCUCAUCACACCGUUUCAACCCAAAUCAGAUUAGUGCAAGCAAAAUAAAAAUUACUAUGGACAGACUGCUGAAUAUUAUCAUAUACAAUGAUUCCUGUCGCAAAUUUAUUAUAUCUUUUAUGUGGUGGUAGUAAUUUUAUUUACGAGUUAGAAUAUGUGCAAUUUGUCGUGGAAAGUAAUGUUUUCCCAUUGUAUGUUUAUAAUAUAUAAUGAUUAACAACUUUGCAUGUACGUUUAUUACUCUUCAUGGAAAAUUUUACUGUAGACCUACAACAUCUACCUCUGUUGAUUAUAAUACAUCUGCAUGCAUGUUAAAUAUAUUUGACAUUAUUAUGACUCCAACAUCAAACAUAAAUAGAUAAUAAUUAUGUUGAACGGCACGGUAUAUACAAAAGAUGGUAACUUUUACAAAUAGUUUUAUAAAUCUUGAUCCUGGAUAUUAAAAGUAAACUGUAACUU